AUGCAACCACUAUCUUGGUCAAAUACAGUUCAAUUAACAUUAAGUAUUCAACAUUCCAGCGAAUUAAGGCUUUUAUUUGAACACAAUGCUCUACCUGCAAUUGAAUAUUUGAAUAUUACUAUUGAGAAUCUGGAUACUAAUUUACCUUCCAAUGUAAAUAUAUCAGUGCCAAAUGUUCAAAUUACGAAAGAUUCUCUACGAGAAACGGCUACUGGUGGUACUCAUCUGAAACACUUACUCUUACGCUAUAUAACUCUGAAUGAUGUUAUCAUAUUGAUUGGUUCGAUAGCCAUGCCUUUACUUGAAGAAUUGAUACUUAUUGAUAUGUAUGAUGAUACUUUAGACCGUCUUGGUCAAUUUCAAGAACUUUGUAGUUCUACAUAUUUACCUGCUUUGAAAACUCUUCAUUUCUCAUUAUGUUUUCCUCAAGAAAUCGAACAUGCAUGGAGAAUGAGUUCAUUCAAUUGCAAUGAUCAAUGGCCUUUUGAUAAUAUUAAUUGUUAUAUGGAUGAGUAUUAUAUGGAUGAUCCAGAUGAAAUAGAUUUUAUUCUAAAGAUCCUAUUUGUUAUCUACAAUUGUCCAAUUAAUCUACUCUAUCGCCACAAACGAACUUUCCACAAUUAUGGUUUCGCAACACAUGUAUCUGCUCCAAUUUGUACAAUUCGACGACGAUUAAUUCAAUGGGUGUGCGAUCAAAAAUAUGAGACUGAGCAAUUUAACAAAACUCUACAAAUAAUUGCAAGUGGUCAUGUUAAUGAACUUCAUUUAACAUAUUUAAAUGAACGAACAAAUACAUCAAUGAUGUCAAAGUGUGAUUCACAUUGGAACUUAUCGCUCAAUCAUAUACGAUCUAUUACAUUCAACAUCCAAUCAAAUUCAAUUAAGAAAUGCGAACGCAUCGCCAUGGUCAAGCGAAUCCUUGAUGUAUCACCAAAUAUUUCGUCUCUUGUAAUAGCUUGGAGAGAUUUUCGUCACUGUUCACGAAAAUACUUAAAUCUAAAACAUGUGCAUCUCUUAUUAAAUGGAUUUCAUGAGAAUCCUAAACAUUAUUUUGACAUUCAUCGAUUAAAUGAAAUAGUACCUCAUCUAUAUUUACUUGAAACAAGUGAUGCAGUUAUGAAGCAAAAUGAAAAUCUUGUUGAAUUUAUUUUGAACAUUAGUCAUCAAUUUGAUCAAUUGGUACACUUAAUAUUAAACAAAAAUUCUCGUUAUCGAUCUAAAAACGAACAGAAGAUCAUGUUCAGAGACAAAUUAAUUGCAGCUACUCAUGAUCAAAUAUUUCAUGGUAAUAAUAUUCAUUUUCAAUUUCAUAUAAAUGAUGAACUACGUAUUUGGUUCUAA
This is a messenger RNA of Rotaria sp. Silwood2, 1341 nucleotides long. The record is from the annotation of a GenBank genome assembly. Lineage: Eukaryota; Metazoa; Rotifera; Eurotatoria; Philodinida; Philodinidae.